This is a messenger RNA of Pyricularia grisea, 745 nucleotides long. RefSeq lists its product as uncharacterized. The record is from RefSeq and is a predicted model, not a curated record. The coding region runs from base 59 to 745 and encodes 228 amino acids. NCBI's taxonomy places the organism in Eukaryota, Fungi, Ascomycota, Sordariomycetes, Magnaporthales, Pyriculariaceae. The transcript is spliced from 2 exons.
CUGGCAUUAACUACAGCUUCCCAUUUGUCUACAUCGGCUCAGUCUUUCCAGAUCAAAAAUGGAGUAUCGAACCCAAAACCGCCGCUCUUCUUGGAGCCAGCUCGAGUCCGAUGAUCUUUCGGCUUUCUUCCACCGUGAUGAGACAUACCAGGCCCGCGGCCGAACCGGAGUUCCAAUGGCCUCCUCCACCCGAAAGCAGGGUGAGCCUCGUCGUGGAACCGAUACUUCAGCACCCAGCAUCUUGAAGAGGCGAAGCAGCAGCCACAGCAAACGACACUCUGUACGCUUUGCAGACCAGGAGCGCGAGCCGGUCUCCAGAGCCACUGGACACCUGGACGCCAAGUGGAUUUGGCUGCCUCAAGAAGGUACCUGUGCUCUCGACGUUCCGGGCUACGAGUGGGAGGAGACCUUGGAUGUGGUGGAACACCAGGAGAUGUCGGGCGCCCUGCAGACGGAGGAGCGUCGCUCGACCCAACCUUGGCGCAAAAGCUAUAUCAACCUCAUGGAGAACAUGCGCAACCAACGAGGCGCUGAUCCAGACCACGAGACUAGAAUCUUCCCUCGUGAUCGUACUUGCUCGCGCCAGGAAAAGAAGCUUUUCUCUCUGGGUGACGCGCACAUGAACAGUUCGAUCCUGCGCUCGCCGGCUUCAGUCAUUGAUUGGAUCACGAAGGGCCAUGAUGAGGGCUUGAGGUCGAGAGAUAUCUUGCAGGAUCUGACAGAAAUUCUCACCAAGGAGCUGUAA